This is a messenger RNA of Anarrhichthys ocellatus (wolf-eel), 468 nucleotides long. Its product is annotated as peptide YY-like. Gene Ontology annotation, molecular function: neuropeptide hormone activity; neuropeptide Y receptor binding. Gene Ontology annotation, biological process: feeding behavior; neuropeptide signaling pathway. The transcript has 4 exons. NCBI's taxonomy places the organism in Eukaryota, Metazoa, Chordata, Actinopteri, Perciformes, Anarhichadidae. Bases 62 to 361 code for a protein of 99 amino acids. Gene Ontology annotation, cellular component: extracellular region. The record is from RefSeq and is a predicted model, not a curated record.
AGAGGAGCUUCGAAACAGCGAGAAAAUCAACUACAGCAGAAUUUUCAAGGGUUACAUUAUAAUGAUUCACUUCAGUCCUGUGAUGUCGCGGAGUAUUCUGGCUCUCUGCCUCUUGGCUUGUAUUGACUCUGGCAUAAGCGCAUAUCCAGCCAAGCCUCUCGGUCCCCGGCAAGGCGCACCACCUGAAGAGCUCGCCAAAUAUUAUUCUGCACUGAGACACUACAUAAAUCUCAUUACAAGACAGAGGUAUGGAAAAAGAGACACCCCAGAUACUGUAUUUUCUGAUGUGUUUAUGAGGGAGAGCACAGAGAGUAUUCCAGGAUCAAACUACAUCAGGUAUGAUGAGCUGCCACUGUGGUGACGCUGUCAUAUUAAGGAUAACUCUGCCACAAAGCUGCUGCAAUGUCUUUAACUGACAUAAAAUGAACUUGUGCUGCAUGGAAUAUACAUUGUGUAAUGAAACUACUU